AUGGACGUCCACGCCAACGACACAUUUAUCAACUUCUAUGCGGGUGCGCCCCCGCUGAACCGGCUCUCCUUCGUGCGCUCCAAAGCCGAUGUGCUGAACGCGCAUCUCUCGCGCGCCAAGUUCCUCGUCUUCAACGAGGGCAAGCCGCUCGUGCACAAGGGCAAGAUCUCGUCGCCGUACCUCGUCGACCUGCCCGCCGUGCAAGCGCUGGUUGGCGACGGUUUUCUGUCGCCGCCCGAGGGCGCCGCGAACGCGAAGGCGGAGGAGGCGCGGCGCGCGGGCUGCAUCCUCGUCUUCCUCGGCGUCGACGAGCGCGGCUGUCCUCCCGGCGAAGACCUGCUCAAGCCGCACGGCACUCCCUACUUCGCGAUUGACGCGACGCCGGCCGGCGUAGGACUGUACGCCGUGCCCGGCGACGCGGAGGACGCCGCGCGGCAGGGCACUUUCUCCGCGCCGCCGGACAGCGAGUGGGCGGACGCGCGCAUGUCCGCGUCGCUCAUGGACGCGUGGCAUGCCGGCCUAUUCGCGUCCGGCCGCCCCAUCGUCGACUGGAACGCGCGUAACCGCUACUGCCCUGCGUGUGGACGGCAGACGUACUCGCUCUGGGGCGGGUGGAAGCGGAGCUGCGUCACGGCGCGUGGCGGGCCCGAGGAGCGCAAGAAGUGCUUCUCCAACACCGGGCUGCACAACUUUGCGCAUCCCCGCACGGAUCCCGUCAUCAUCAUGGGCAUCCUCGACGAGACGGGCGACCGCAUGCUCCUCGGCCGCAACAAGAGCUGGCCGAAGGGCAUGUACUCGUGUCUCGCGGGAUUCAUCGAGCCAGGAGAGAGCUUUGAGGAGGCGGUCAGGCGCGAGGUUCUUGAGGAGGCCGGCAUUGUCGUCGGGCCCGUCCGAUACGGCUCGUCUCAGCCGUGGCCGUACCCUGCCAACCUCAUGGUUGGGUGCUACGGGCGCGCCCCCGGCGGCCAGACCAUCCGUCUCGACCUCGACAACGAGCUUGAGGAUGCGCAGUUCUUCCCCCGCUCCGUCGUCGCGCGCGUCGCAUCGUCCAAGUUCGGCUCCAAGUUCACCAAGGAUGACUACAACCAGCUGGACAAGGCGCAGGAGGACCGCGACAUCAACGCGCCGGCCAUGAUCGACCCCCGGCCCAUGGACAAGUUUGACAACUUUACCAAGUGCCCGCCCGCGACGGCUAUUGCGGGUGUCCUCAUGCGCCAGUGGGCGCUCGGCACGCACGCGACGCACCUCGUCAGCAGCCUUUGA
This is a messenger RNA of Cutaneotrichosporon oleaginosum, 1263 nucleotides long. RefSeq lists its product as uncharacterized. NCBI's taxonomy places the organism in Eukaryota, Fungi, Basidiomycota, Tremellomycetes, Trichosporonales, Trichosporonaceae. The record is from RefSeq and is a predicted model, not a curated record. Gene Ontology annotation, molecular function: NADH pyrophosphatase activity. Gene Ontology annotation, biological process: NAD+ catabolic process; NADP+ catabolic process. Gene Ontology annotation, cellular component: peroxisome; cytosol.